AUGGAGACGUACGAGGAGACAAAAUAUAUGGAGACGUACGAAGAGACAAAAUGUAUGGAGACGUACGAGGAGACAAAAUAUAUGGAGACGUACGAGGAGACAAAAUGUAUGGAGACGUACGAGGAGACACAAUGUAUGGAGACGUAUGAGGAGAAAAAAUGUAUGAAGACGCUGGCGGAAAGGAUAUUCUGUACAUCUCACACAUCCCUUGAGAAAAAUUUUAAAUGUUAUGAUAAUCACCAAAAUGAAAAUGUGGGGUUCUUUAACUUUUUACCACAACAAAAGACCAAGACCGACCAAGUAUCUCUUCACAGCACAGAGAAUGGUAACAACUACUACCUUUUUGCUGACAGCAGCACACAUAACCGAAUACCCUGCAAUCAUGUAGACUCUGGGUAUUUUGAACAAGAUAGUUUCAGCGACCCCUUAUCUCCACCUUUGGCUCCCAAUGAUAAGUUUUCCCAAUUUGACUCUAUUGUGUCUGAGAUUGUUGAUGAGGACAGGAACUGCUCCCUCUUCUCCUUUGAUGGGAGCCAAGAUGAGAGCUCCCUGAGAGGACAGCAAACCAACAAUUAUGCAUUUAAUUACAGAUCCCCUGGACUCCAUAGUACAAAAAUCUCCUCAGCUGGACAAUCAACUUCGGAGCACAGCCAGUGCAGUUUUCACCAAAGUGGUCAGUCUCAUCUGAUGAGUGACUGCUGGCCUGAUGGUGGAGGGUCUCUCAGAGCAGAAAGUAAUCCACACAAUCUAGACACCCAGUCCUCCUCACUUCAGUCAAAUCUUAGCUCUCUUGCCAAUCCAGUGCCUAACGCUAAUUAUCAUGGGAUGGGAGGAAAUACAUCACGAUAUUCCGAGCCUUUAAGAUUUUCUGGUCGACCAACAAAUAUGCAGGAGAGACAUGCAUGGUCAUCUAGCAGAGCCCCACCAUUUCCAAAAGAACAGAAUACUGCUGACCAAGGAAUAAAUCUGAAUAUGUGUACGCCUGCAGAUUUUUCGAAAGAGGCAAAUUCUAAUGUAUCACCAUUUGUAGGAAAUGAUCAAUAUUUGUCAGAUUUCAAUGGAAACAAUUCUUUUAAUAGGUCAUCCAAAGUUGGUUCUUAUUCAUCCAGAAGUACUUCAUCUGUAAACAGUGGUGGAAAUAUGAAACAUACUGCUGAAAAUGUCAACUUAAUCAAGCAAAACAGUCAAGUGAGCUUUGAUGUAGAUCUUCAUGGAAUCUCAGGGAGUUACUGGUACCACAAUCAGACUGGAGGAAGUUUUCCUUCAGAGAACCACAUACCAACAAACAAUCACAGUGAUAAAAGCUUAAGUGAAGCUAAACACCAUAACAUCAAUGCUAUCAAUUAUCUAAUGCAAAACGCCUUGAAUAAGAAUAAUCAGGGUGAACAGGGAACAUUGAACUCUCCUGCCCAACUAGCGGGGCUCUUUCCCAACAACAUUUUUGUAGGAAGUGAUGGAUCCUUUAGAAACCAGUCUGUGGAGAACGUUCGGAUUACAGACAGCAAUCAAUUGAGUCCAAAAUGUCCUGAAAACAUUGUACUGGAAACAUAUCAGAAAAAGGUGAUGCAGCUGAUAUACUGUACAGUGAAUGUGCCAACAAAGAUGAGUCUGAACCAGUCAGCAGUUUUCAACACUGAGAACACUCCCUCUGUAGAUAAUGGCCAUUCUGUGGAUGUACAUAACCAACAAUCCUCAAAGAGUACCCUAACAGGAAACAACCAAGCAUUUCUUGGUAAUGCUCAAGUCUCCCCAGAGGAACUACUGCAAUGUCUAAGUAAGUUACAAACAUCUGUUGCCAACUCUGUUAUCCAGCAGCACCACAAUCCAAAACAAUCUCUAUCACGCAAGGGCAGCACAGCAAUGGCCCAGGACAAGGGGCAGAGAACUAGGGAGGAUACUCGUAUCAGGCCUGUUGGAAUAUAUGCCAACCCCACAACGGGUACAAUGAAAGGAAUUUCCCCCGUUUUAACCCCAAAUGAUAGACUUACAAAUCAACUCUUACCCAAGGGCCCACCAGAACUUUAUCAUCCUUCCUUGAAUCAUCCCAGUCACCACCAUCAGAACUAUGUCCCUGCUCCAGGUCUAGUGUCUGGUCACUUUCUCACUGGACACCCAACAUAUCCUGCAGAACUGGUGGAAUAUUAUCCUGUUGAUCCCUAUACUUCUUUCACACCUGCAUUCUUACCAGCUGAAACCAUCUAUGAUGUUCCUGCUUAUUAUGGAUUACCUCCCUUUAUACAUGGAUUCAAACAACCAAGGAGGAGUGGACCAUCAAUUGAACUUCACUUAAAACUUGAAGAAUGCUAUGAACAAUUUAGAAAUACAGAAAGGGAAAGAAAAAAGACAGAAGCAGAGUUAGCCAGACAACACCCAGGCAAGAGGAUCUCCAGUGCCAACAAUAUUGUAGUGCCACGCCUGCCUUCGAACCCAUCACGUGUGGAUAGACUAGUGGUGGACUCCUUCAAGGAGCAUGCCAGGAUUUUGACACUCAUAGACAAAAUGGAAAGAUUGAUGGGUGCUGGUCUCCAUCCAAACAUCCACUCAGCCUUGGAACGUUGGCUGGAGGGAAUCAGAAAGGUUCAAGCACGUCGCAAAGAGGAGAUAGUUAAUGCAACCAACAGGAACCGAAAUGGAGGGCCUCGACACCAGGAUGAUAAAGAUGUAUUGGCACUUGCUGCCAGCAUAAGUGAACUGACAGCUCUGGCAAGGAGAGCUCGUACUGCCACCUGGUGUGCCUUGCAGAUUUCAGACAAAGACAAUCCUACCUUGUGUAAACUUGGCAUUGACAUGAGGAUGCCAUCUCUACCUCUUCACUUUCAACAGACCUUCACAGCCAAAUUACCCAUGACAGAACUCACCACCGCCACCGAAGCAAAAGACUGA
This is a messenger RNA of Ylistrum balloti, 2883 nucleotides long. RefSeq lists its product as uncharacterized. Gene Ontology annotation, cellular component: cytoplasm; nucleus. NCBI's taxonomy places the organism in Eukaryota, Metazoa, Mollusca, Bivalvia, Pectinida, Pectinidae. The record is from RefSeq and is a predicted model, not a curated record. Gene Ontology annotation, biological process: mRNA stabilization; female meiosis I; male meiosis I.